AUGAGUUCGGCGCUAGUUUUAGGGUCCACGGGACUUUGUGGCUCAGCCAUUCUCAAGUACGCCCAAGCAAGUGACUCGUUCAGUAAAGUUACCACUGUGACAAGAAGAAAAGUGGACGGAGUUGAUGCUGGGGUCGAACAGAUUGUAGAGCCAGACUCGGCCAAUUGGAGCAAAACCCUGCCAGAGUCUCAAGUUGUUUUUUCAGGAAUCGGUACCACGAGGGCUGCUGCAGGAUCAUUCGCCGAACAGUACAAGAUCGAUCAUGAUCUCAAUCUAGAGCUUGCAAAGGCUGCGAAGGCAAACGGUGCAACCACAUAUGUUCUUGUUUCCUCUACCGGUGCAUCGGCAAGCUCUUUUCUUCCUUACCUGCGCAUGAAAGGCGAAUUGGACGAUGCAGUAAAAGACCUGGAUUUCGAGAAAACUAUCAUUCUUCGUCCUGGCCCGCUUUUGGGCGACCGAACCAAAGAGUUCAAGGGCCAGGGCGAGGGCACUCUGAGGGCGAUCGGUACUUGGCUUCACCGCAGCGCCUUUCAACGUCUUCUUUCUUAUCCCAUUUACGGAGAUGAGGUUGGAAAGGCAGCUGUGAAAUUGGCAACGACCCUGGGUCCUGGAUACCACAUCAUUGACGCUAAGGAUCUCCUCGCUGCUUCAGACCCCUGA
Messenger RNA from Wickerhamiella sorbophila, 660 nucleotides. RefSeq names its product Protein FMP52, mitochondrial. The record is from RefSeq and is a predicted model, not a curated record. Gene Ontology annotation, cellular component: cytoplasm. The transcript has a single exon. Gene Ontology annotation, biological process: import into nucleus. Lineage: Eukaryota; Fungi; Ascomycota; Dipodascomycetes; Dipodascales; Trichomonascaceae. Bases 1 to 660 code for a protein of 219 amino acids.